This is a messenger RNA of Xiphophorus hellerii (green swordtail), 1717 nucleotides long. RefSeq names its product lectin, galactoside binding soluble 3a (gene lgals3a). NCBI's taxonomy places the organism in Eukaryota, Metazoa, Chordata, Actinopteri, Cyprinodontiformes, Poeciliidae. Bases 175 to 1296 code for a protein of 373 amino acids. Gene Ontology annotation, cellular component: immunological synapse; nucleus; cytoplasm. Gene Ontology annotation, molecular function: laminin binding; IgE binding; disaccharide binding. The record is from RefSeq and is a predicted model, not a curated record. The transcript is spliced from 6 exons. Gene Ontology annotation, biological process: negative regulation of extrinsic apoptotic signaling pathway; neutrophil chemotaxis; eosinophil chemotaxis.
CGUGCGCGAGCUUCCUUUCCAGGAGUUGUAGUUUUUCUUAGCAGGUCUAACGUUAGCUUCCAGUUGUGAGCCUCGUCAGGCCAAAGGAGUUGGCUAACUGGUUUUUUUCGGAGCUGUAGAAAACAUCGCUGUUUCCUGUUGUCGUUCAAGCGGAGCCCAGCUUUCGACCAGAUCAUGGCAGAUUUCUCGCUGUCAGAUGCUUUAGGAGAUGACACGUCGAGCCAGGCUAAGAAAAUAGGCCACACUAACCCCACUGCCCCUGCCAGCAAUCACCCUGCAGCUCCGAACCCGGGAUGGCCCGGUUCCGCCCCAGGAGCUCCCACCCAGCCCUCAGCUCCAGCUGACUACAGCGGUGGAUUGUCUGGCCCAGGAGCCCCGGGGCCGUUCCAGUACCCCUCUGGUCCUGGAGCGCCGGGGCAGUACCCGGGGCCUCCCUCAGCACCCGGCGGCUUCCCUGCUGGUCCCGGAGUACCUGGACAGUAUCCCGCACCGGGAGCUCCGGGUCAGUUUCCCUCCAGCCCCGGGGCGCCUGGACAGUUCCCCGGGCAUUAUCCGUCUGAAGGAACUCCUGGACAGCUGCCCGGAGGCCCCGCUCCUUACCCAUCGGGGCCGUUUCCUUCUGGCCCUGGCGCUCCGGCCGGCCCUUAUCCGAACGUGCCUUUCCCUGGUGGGCAGCCAGCAGGAGGCAACGGGAUGUACGGGCCAGGAGGUCAAGGUGGAUUUCCCCCUCCAGCCGGUCCAGGAUCUUUCCCAGCGUUCCCCGCAGGUGGAUUCCCCCCGGUACCACCCGGGUCGUGGGGAUCACCCGGAGGAGGUUUCCCGACCCCGCCUGCUCAGUUUGGCCCCGGACCCAUGGGUCCGUAUGGUGGUCCUGCUGGUCCAGGAGGCACAUUGAUUGUGCCAUACGAUCUCCCCCUCCACGCUGGGAUUAUGCCGCGCCUUUUAAUCACGGUGAUCGGAGAGCCUGUUCCCGGGGCAGACAGGUUCCAGGUUGACUUUCUUAAAGGUCCGGAUGUCGUCUUUCACUUCAACCCUCGCUUCAACGAGCAGACCAUCGUCCGAAACUCCAACCUAGGAGGUUACUGGGGCCCGGAGGAGCGAGAGGGGCCUUUCCCCUUUGUCCAGGGGCACCGUUUUGAGUUGAAGAUCCUCGUGGAGGAGGACAUGUUCAAGGUGGCCGUGGACGGCACCCACCUGCUGGAAUACGAGCACAGAGUGGGCGGCCUGGAGGAGGUGACCGUGCUGCGGGUCACCGGCGACGUCGUCCUGUACAGCGCGGCGCCCAGCAUGAUCUGAAUCCCCGGCCGCUCGCUCGCUCGCUCGCUCGCUCUCGAAACGAUUAGCCUGCCUCCACGCGCCCGGAUCCCCCUCCAGCCCCCCUCAGACACACGGAGGCAGCUGACGAAGUUGCAAGUGCGGCCAGCAAAGUGCAAUUGUCCCUCGCGUGGCACAUUUUACCGCAACGCCCUGACGCAGAUUGAAUUAAGUUCGCACUUGAUAAUCCUGUUUUUUUUGGGGGGGGGGGGGGGGGGUUUUCUACUGAAUGAUGUCUCAUUACAAAAUUAUGUUCUCACUUUCCUCUUAGAUAAUUGUAUGAAUUGCUUUGCAUUUUUUGUUUUCCCUUUUUUUUUUUUUUUUUUUUACCCAAUUCUAAUUAAGGAAAAGAUUGAGUGACGCAAAUGUGUAACCAAUUAAAUAAGGAAUAAUUUAUUAUAUA